This is a messenger RNA of Oryzias melastigma (Indian medaka), 1520 nucleotides long. RefSeq names its product delta(4)-desaturase, sphingolipid 1 (gene degs1). The transcript is spliced from 3 exons. Gene Ontology annotation, cellular component: membrane. The record is from RefSeq and is a predicted model, not a curated record. Gene Ontology annotation, biological process: ceramide biosynthetic process. Lineage: Eukaryota; Metazoa; Chordata; Actinopteri; Beloniformes; Adrianichthyidae. The coding region runs from base 193 to 1164 and encodes 323 amino acids. Gene Ontology annotation, molecular function: sphingolipid delta-4 desaturase activity.
AUCUUGACACCCGUAGCAGAUCAGAAACGUUCCUUGGUCAUGUGACACAGGAGGAGCGCCUUGCUGCGGGCGGAGCCAGGAUCGUGGCAGCGGAGACGAAAGACACUCCGACUCGCUUAAAGUUUGAUCUAGUUAGUUUUACCCUCGAAAACACGCUGGUUUAGUUGGUCUUUCACGUUACAAACCAGCAAGAUGGGAAACCGAGUAGGCCGAGAAGACUACGAGUGGGUUUACACGGACCAGCCGCACGCCGACCGGAGAAAGGAGAUCCUGGCCAAAUACCCAGAAAUCAAGACCUUGAUGGGGCCCGACCGCAGACUGAAAUGGAUAGUCUGCACAAUGGUGGUCAUCCAAUUUUUAGCUUUCUACCUAGUCAAGGACUUGGACUGGAAGUGGGUUUUGUUCUGGACGUAUUCCUUUGGCAGUUGCAUCAACCACUCCAUGACUUUGGCUAUCCAUGAGAUCUCCCACAACACAGCGUUUGGAAACAGCAAAGCUACGUGGAACCGAUACUUCGCCAUGUUUGCCAACUUGCCCAUCGGCCUGCCCUACUCUGCCUCCUUCAAGCGUUAUCACCUGGAUCAUCAUCGCUACCUGGGGGGAGAUGGAGUAGAUGUUGACAUCCCCACCGAGUUUGAAGGGUGGUUCUUUUGCACUCGUUUUCGCAAGCUCAUCUGGAUCAUUCUGCAGCCCCUUUUCUAUGCUGUCAGGCCCCUUUGCAUCAACCCCAAGCCCAUCAGUCAACUGGAAGUGACCAAUUUGGUCUUCCAGGUAGCCUUUAAUAUUCUGCUCUACUGGAUGUGGGGGGCCAAGCCUGUGGUGUAUAUGCUAGCUGGCUCCAUGCUGGGAAUGGGGCUGCACCCCAUCUCUGGCCAUUUCAUAGCAGAGCACUACAUGUUCCUAAAGGGUUAUGAGACUUACUCCUACUAUGGCUCCCUCAAUCUUCUUACUUUCAAUGUGGGCUACCACAACGAGCACCACGACUUCCCCAGCAUCCCGGGCCGGCGGCUCCCCAUGGUCAAGGAAAUAGCAUCAGAGUACUACCAGGACCUGCCCCAGUACACAUCUUGGGUCCAUGUUUUGUAUGACUUCAUCAUGGACGACACUCUCAGCCCGUACUCCCGGGUCAAGAGAAAGCUGAAAGGGGACAUCAAGCAGGAGUGAUGGAUCUCACUGCUCAUCUGCAAGCCGACAGUCUGCUGUGUGUGAACACCGUUUGUGGUGUUGGACUGAGGAGCUCUUGUAACAGAUUAGGAGACUGACUCUACUCACUGUGCUGCCUCUUCCUGCUUUAACACUUUCUCUAUCCAGUAUUACGAUAAAGAUUUCUUUGCCUUACAGCAGCAUCCAUGUUUGCUCAGACAGCUCACCAGAAAUGUCUAAACUUCUGUUUCCAAGGCCCAAGCAUGUUAAGACCAGAUCUCCUCACCUGGACUAAAACAUCCUGCUUUGUUUCAGUUACUGACCCAGGUGGAAGUCACAAAAUGUGUUAAAAGGUCAUUAAAUUAAUUUCACAUUUA